Messenger RNA from Mauremys mutica (yellowpond turtle), 1617 nucleotides. RefSeq names its product solute carrier family 31 member 2 (gene SLC31A2). Lineage: Eukaryota; Metazoa; Chordata; Testudines; Geoemydidae. The transcript is spliced from 5 exons. Bases 266 to 691 code for a protein of 141 amino acids. Gene Ontology annotation, biological process: copper ion transmembrane transport. The record is from RefSeq and is a predicted model, not a curated record. Gene Ontology annotation, cellular component: membrane. Gene Ontology annotation, molecular function: copper ion transmembrane transporter activity.
UCUUGCUUGCAAGUGACCUAUAUUGAAACAUACACCGCACCGCGAAGUAUUGAGUUUCAGAGGCGCAGCUAUCAUACUUCGGGAUCACUUUACAAACUCCCUUCCUUUCCGGUUGUGUUGCACUGCAAAGGAGAAAGAAAGAAGCCGAGACGAUGCAACUGCUUUUUUUCAUAGGUUGGCUUAGGGCAGGUCUGCCCUAGAGAGUUCAGCCAACGCAGCUAUGCCAGUCAGGGGUGCAAAGACGUGUGAUCCCUAACCAACGUAGAUGUAUUUCUACUUCUCCGACAAGGUGGUACUUUUGUUUGACUUCUGGAAUGUCCGCACCCCUGCAGGGAUGGUGCUCUCGGUGCUGGUGGUUCUGCUAUUAGCGAUGUUGUACGAAGCCAUCAAGAUCAGCAAAACCAAACUCCUUCGCCAGACGAUACUGGCCAUCCCCACCACCCUCAGUCAGGAGUCGCUCAGGGAGCCGGAGACAGGGUCUAUCAACUCAAACGUGGGUCAGCAAAACACCACCUCAAAAAGGUGGUUUCUUUACCACAUCAGCCAGAGCCUGCUCCACGUGGCCCAGGUGGUGAUCGGUUACCUGGUGAUGCUGGUGGUGAUGUCCUACAACACUUGGAUCUUCCUGGGAGUGAUCGUGGGUGCCGCCCUGGGUUACUACCUGGCUUACCCGGUGUUCACCGCGAGAUAGCGGUGGCCUGCUGCACGCCAGGGCGCUGCAGAGCAGAAGAGGGCGACGGCUGCAAUGGGAGGAGGACUAAGGAGGCUCCACUAGAGAAAAUGCUUGUGCAAGGCUUGGCCAGGAGCUGGCGGGAGAUAAUCCCCAGGCAAUGGGGGACUCCCCCCAUCCCCCCACCCUGCGGGGAUUGAGUUUCUUCCUUUUAAACCUAGCGUGGUCUCCACUGCUAUACAGUUAUCCAUUUGUAAGCUCACUGUUGGACCCAUCCUGGCCCAGCAGGGCACGGCCCCGCAAGGCACUAAACUGGGCCACAUGGUGCGAACCGGGCUGAUGAGCAGCUCAGCCUUACAGCUGCCGCCUCCAAUGAGUUUGAACCCACCCUCAGUUCUCCUUCAGGAAGCCCAGGAGCCUUUCCCUGCUGACUGGAGGAGCAAGGGGGCUUGGGCCGUGGGCACUGCCACCCUCGCCUGGGGACUGACAGAGCAGGCGGACGUGUUACAGGCUACGUCCGUCAGUGGGUGCUGGAGGGAUGGGAAUGCCAGGGGAUAGAUUGGGGUUAUUUUACCCUCCCUCACGGGUGGUUCAUGUUCCUGGCUGGCCCCCCUAACAGCUCUGUUCCCCUCGCCCUGCUGCUUGGGGGCAGGAGGAAGCUAACCCUCAAUGGGCUCAUGCUGGUCUCUGACCCGAAGGGGACGCGCCAACAGAGCAAAGCCGUAUGUCAGCUCCCUGUCUCAGCACCCUCCGGGUGGACAGGGCUUGACCGCCCUCCUGCGGCUGGAGCAUAAGGGAGUCAGGCAGUUGGUUUAACCGUCUUGCGUGUGCAAUGGCUCGGUUGCUUUGGAAACCAGGAUGCACCAGGGGCUGGUGUGUCUCCCAGGAUCCUGCUGUACUUCAUGCCAAGAGAAGGGCCAGUUUUAAUAAAGCUAAUUGCUUGACUA